UUGUGGACUACUACAAUUAGCUUCGCUCACGGUGUCAUUGGAUCUGAGAAAAGAAAAGCGUAGAUCAAAGGACUGCGAGCUCUUACAGAACAUUGUAGUCAAUUUCACCGGCUUCCCGCGUCUCCGAUAAACUGUCUCUAGAGAAUCAGAUUACAGAUAAAAUGAGUAAGAUCUACCAGUUUAUGAACUGCCGCAUUUUGCGUGACAGCACCAUUGUCAGGGAGGACUUAUGGGUGCGAGGAGGGAAGAUUCUCAACCCUAGAGAUGUCUUUUGGAUGGAGAAAUCAAAAGCAGAUGAACAAAUUGACUGUUGCGGAUUAAUUAUAGCUCCAGGAUUCAUUGAUGUUCAAAUUAAUGGUGGUUUUGGAGUUGACUUCUCAUCUCCAUCCGAUAAUGUAGCAGAAGGUGUAGAAAAAGUGGCAAAGAAUCUUCUACAACAUGGUUGCACUUCGUUUUGCCCCACACUAGUCACCUCAGAGGAGAGGAUGUAUAAAAUGCUUGUAUCUAAAAUAAAAAGAAGACCUGGUGGUAUCCAUGGUGCUGAAGUUCUUGGAACCCAUUUAGAAGGUCCUUUUAUCAAUCCUGAGAAGAAAGGAGCUCACAAGGAGCACUUGAUCAGAAGCUUAGAGAACUGGACAUAUCAGGACUUUGAGUCAUUCUAUGGUACCCUGGAGGAUUGCAGUCUUACAACAAUUGCCCCAGAGCUUGCUGGAAACAUGAGCAUAAUUGAAGAGCUUGUAAAGAGGAACAUUGUCGUCUCUAUUGGUCAUUCAACUGCCAAUUUGGCAAUGGCUGAGCAGGCAGCAAGAAAAGGAGCAACUUUUAUUACUCAUCUCUUCAAUGCUAUGUUACCGUUUCAUCACCGUGACCCUGGUAUUGUUGGUCUUCUUACGAGUGAUCAUAUCCCAAAGCCAAUCUUCUAUGGCUUGAUAGCUGAUGGGAUUCAUACACAUCCAACAGCCACUAGGAUAGCUCAUAGGUCACACCCAAAAGGCCUUGUUCUAAUAACAGAUGCCAUCAUAGCCCUUGGUUUGCCCCCUGGUGUUCAUAAUCUUGGCCCCAUGAAGGUGGAGAUUGACCACGAGAAAGCAGUGCUGGCUGGCACUAACACACUGGCUGGAAGUGUGGCUUCAUUGGACUUUUGUGUCCAACGCUUCAUGGAAAUGUCAGGCUGUAGUAUGGUGGAAGCCAUCGAAGGUGCUACACUUCACCCGGCACAACUUCUCAACAUUCAGCACCGCAAGGGAACUCUCGACUUCGGCUCCGACGCUGACCUUAUAUUCUUGGACGAUCAGCUCAAUGUGCAAGCAACCCUGAUCGGUGGUCACCCUGUGUGGAUUCGUAAACGAAAGGGCCUGAUAGCAAGAAUUUUACAAAAUAAGUUUAAUCUUACUAACGAAGUAUUUGGCUCUUAGAAAUGACGAAUUGUGGAUUAUAUAUAUAUAAAUAUACAGUAUGAACUCUUUCACCAAGUGAUCUUAAUUGAUUUAUUUUUAGCAAAGGUUUAUUUUUACAAAUGCCUCUGUUUAGUAACUGGAAUUCAUUGUUUUUCAUUUGUGAAAGUGAAGCGUUUGCUUUUACUCAGGAGCUUAUGAAAUUGCACUUCAAUCAACUGUUUUUGCACUUAUUGUUGAUGCACAAUAAACAGAUAUCUAUAUUGUUCCUUUGA
This is a messenger RNA of Nematostella vectensis (starlet sea anemone), 1669 nucleotides long. RefSeq names its product N-acetylglucosamine-6-phosphate deacetylase. The record is from RefSeq and is a predicted model, not a curated record. Gene Ontology annotation, molecular function: N-acetylglucosamine-6-phosphate deacetylase activity. Bases 162 to 1415 code for a protein of 417 amino acids. The transcript is spliced from 10 exons. Gene Ontology annotation, biological process: N-acetylglucosamine catabolic process. Lineage: Eukaryota; Metazoa; Cnidaria; Anthozoa; Actiniaria; Edwardsiidae.